AUGAUUGAUCCACUCCCCCCUCCACCUCCGUGGCUCGUCGAAUUGGUCAAGCCCUUCUGCGACGCCCUCUACCUUCCCACUCUCCCUUACCAUAUCCACGAAGUCGUCUUGGCCUUUGUCCUGUAUCAAACAACUCAAUCGAUCAUAUCGCCUCUCCUUUCGUCCUCUCUCUUCCCAGGGAUCUAUCCCAAGCUCACGCGACGGACUCGGGUCAAUUGGGAUGUGCACGUGGUGUCUCUCGUCCAGUCGUGCCUGAUCAACGCACUCGCGUUAUGGGUCAUGUUCAAGGAUCAAGAAAGAUACGAUAUGAAAGAUAGUGCGGUCGAGCGCAUAUACGGGUAUACCGGGGCGUCAGGACUGAUUCAGGCCCUCGCAACGGGAUAUUUUGUCUGGGAUAUUGUCGUGAGCACCAGAUAUCUCAAGAUCUUCGGUCCUGGGAUAUGGGCACACGCAGUGACUGCCUUGUCAGUCUUCUCCCUGGGUUUUAGACCCUUUUGCAAUUACUACGGACCGGUGUUUAUCCUCUACGAGUUGUCGUCCCCUUUCCUCAACGUCCAUUGGUUCUGCGACAAGCUCAACAUGACCGGAUCGAGACUGCAAUGGUGCAAUGGAAUGGUUCUCCUAACCGUGUUCUUCUGCUGUCGUUUGUUGUGGGGAACAUAUCAGUCUCUGCGGGUCUACCAGGAUGUGUGGCACACUUUGCAUCUGAACACCACGGCUCCCCUGAUCCGCGACGCCCAUGACUCUCCCCACUCUUUUAUUUUUGUUCCCAGAGACGGUCAGUUGUGCUUGGGUGACAUGAGUUGCAUUGCGGCGCAAUCGGAAGUCAUGAAAUUUACGAGUGCUCAUACGCCAGCCAUCCCCGCCUGGCUCGCCGGUGUGUACCUGACUUGCAACUUGGUUCUCAACACUCUCAACUUCUACUGGUUCGGCAAGAUGAUCGAGACGGUACGCAAGAGAUUCGAAGGCAAGCCUCAUGACGAGUUCCCUCGCGAACGAGAAAGGAAAAUUAGCGUGGUUGAGGAGAUGGCGACCGAGCUCGACUAUGAGACGCUUUCCGGGCCCAAAACGCCUUUGGAGGAAAAAGCCGAUGCUCUGGCAAAGAGCUCGGCGGUAUCUGACGGAUCCACUCAAGCCAAAAAGCGAUAG
Rhinocladiella mackenziei CBS 650.93 is the source of this 1149-nucleotide messenger RNA. RefSeq lists its product as uncharacterized. Bases 1 to 1149 code for a protein of 382 amino acids. Gene Ontology annotation, cellular component: endoplasmic reticulum; membrane. Lineage: Eukaryota; Fungi; Ascomycota; Eurotiomycetes; Chaetothyriales; Herpotrichiellaceae. The transcript is spliced from 2 exons. Gene Ontology annotation, biological process: lipid homeostasis. The record is from RefSeq and is a predicted model, not a curated record.